Molecule: messenger RNA, 1298 nt
Organism: Arvicanthis niloticus (Nile rat)
Lineage: Eukaryota; Metazoa; Chordata; Mammalia; Rodentia; Muridae
Source: RefSeq, a predicted model, not a curated record
UUCUCUAGUCAGCCAGCAGCUGAUCCAGCCACUGGUCACCAUGAAGGCUCUCCUGACUCUGGGGCUCCUCCUGCUUUCUCUCACUGUAGAGGCCAAGGUCUAUGGACGCUGUGAGUUAGCCAGAAUUCUGAAAAGAAGUGGAAUGGCUGGCUACCGUGGAGUCAGCCUGGCAGACUGGGUGUGUUUAGCUCAACAUGAGAGCAAUUACAACACACGAGCUACAAACUACAACCCUGGAGACCAAAGCACAGACUAUGGGAUAUUUCAGAUCAAUAGCCGAUACUGGUGUAAUGAUGGCAAAACCCCAAGAGCAGUGAAUGCAUGUGGGAUACCCUGCAGUGCUCUGCUGCAGGAUGACAUCACUCAAGCCAUACAAUGUGCAAAGAGGGUUGUGAGGGAUCCCCAAGGCGUUCGAGCAUGGGUGGCAUGGCAAAGGCACUGUCAAAACCGAGAUCUAUCUCAGUAUAUUCGGGACUGCGGAGUCUGACCACUGUGUGCUUCCACUACAGCUCAUUCUGUCUCUUUCUCUCUAUAGAAGUAGGUGUGGCAAAGGUCACACUUCCUCGCUUUCCCCAAACUAACAGGACUUCAGCAGAAACAGGACAAAAUGGAGACUUAUUCCUAAGAGGCUUAAUGCUGAUACUGUUUGUUGUGUUUAAGUAAAGUUUCACUCACCUGUCAGUCAGAUAAUGCCCUGGAUGCUGCUGAGAUUCUUCCAGCAGAGUGAUGGCCACACUCACAUCUCUGUGCAUCAGUUCUUUUUCACCCAGGAAGUAAUUCACAUUGAGUUCCAUUAAAAUUCAUCUUAACCAGGCCUAUGCAAUUUACAGCGAUUUAUAACAGCUAUUUAAGGAGUCCAGUUGAUAUAUAGCAAUGGCAGUUGUGUGAGCUCCAGGGCUUUGUGAGGCUAGGCACAUAGUUAAAACAGCCUCUGUGGGGGUGGAGAGGGAUUUCUAGGGCACAGGACUCUCACUGGAUGAGAACUGAGGCUGCCUGAACUCAGAAACUGAUCCUGAAACUUGUGGCCUUUCAAAAGCGUAUCUUCUUAGAGCUGGAACAUUUAUCCUGCUUAAAAAAUAAAUUCUCAGCCCAUGUGUCAGUCUGUGUAAACCCUUGAGAGGAUGUUCGUGAGGUAUUAGGGGGAACUAGUGAGCAGUGCUUGUCCUGGUCUUUCUUAAGUGGCUUCAUGCAUAUGAACUAACUCUGACACAGAUGAGCUUGUGUGAGCAAAUAACCACAGGAGAAAAUCUAACCUCAAAGUGAAAAAGUACAAAUAGCAUUAAAUGACUUUCAAUGCA